This is a messenger RNA of Brassicogethes aeneus, 840 nucleotides long. Lineage: Eukaryota; Metazoa; Arthropoda; Insecta; Coleoptera; Nitidulidae. The record is from the annotation of a GenBank genome assembly.
CCCAACCCCGGCAGGCCUUGGAUGCUCCGAAACUUCAGUCAAAUCUAGAGUGCGGACAAGAAACACGCGUGUCCUUCGUAUCUCGGGAGGCGUAUUAUCUGAAUUUAAAAAUUUUAAAACAAAAAAACUACCAAUGCAACCGCGAUGUGGUUAACAUGUGAACUUUUGCUGCUAGUGGAAUAUUUUUUCUUCAACAAAGGUAGCCCUGGUCCAGGAUAUCCUAAAACAUGGCCGUCCUCUAGUGAAUACGUAAUAGUUCUUAAAUAAAAAAAUAAAAGUAAAAUAUUUAAUGUAAACAAUAGUGCCACUUCAACUAAAUCUUAUGUGAAAUACACCAAAUGUUUGAUGCCAAAUAUUUAAUAAAAAAAAGUUAUAAAAAUAUUUAUCCUUUAUCUAUGUAUGUAUAUACCUAAUUACUUAAUAUAUAUAAUUAAUAAAAUGUUCUCGUUAGUGCUUUAAUAAUAAUAAAGAUCAAAAAUUAAGCUUUAAAUCCUAAAACAUAACCUCACAACAGUCGACGUUUAAUACUAGUGACGAAACCACGAAUCUAACCUAAAAAGUGACAAACCUAACCUCAAACGAUGAAGCAGUUGAAAUCGUGAUCGCGCGUUUUACGCGAUGAAACUGUCGGUUAGUGCGUACCGCGCGCACGCGUCUGCGCACAAAAAAAUCCUGGACACCGCGCACAACCUGAACUACGGGUCGACGUACGCGUCACAUCCGCAUCCGGCCGGAAGUUGCGCCUCAGGCGCGCCAACUUGCUCCGGGUUUCAGGGCAAACUGACGCAAGUGUUUGGCGGUUUGUUAAGUAAUUUACCCCAAUUUAAACCGCUAAUGUAG